AUGCUCCAAAUCCCGGUCUUCAACCCGCCUCCGCCAUCCCCCUCCCCGCUUCCGUACUUCUACCAGCCGCCGAAGCGCGUAGCGGCGCCGCAGCCCGCGCAGCCGCAGAAGAAGCAGCAGCGCCGGAGGCGGCACAGAGUAUGGGACGACCUCCCCACGCCGAUCGUGUACGAGAAGUACGAACCGAAGGCGCCGGUAGCGGCGGGUGAGAAGGCGAGCCGGUCCGACGCGUUCACGGAGAUUCCGCUGAGCAAUCCCGUAAGCGAGGAGCCGAAAGCAAAUCCCUCAAAACUCGAGGAGUCGCUGAUUGUUCGCGCAUCUGACGCGUCGCUCUCAACCUCCUCCUUCUCGUCUUCGGGAAGUUCCGAUAUGCGCCUCUUCCCUAGUAGCAGCAGCUCUGAUAGUGGGCGCAGCGUGAGCAGCGCGAGCAGCGCAGGCAGCAGCGAGCGCGGCGCAGUGUACAGUUUGGGCCGGAAGCAGCGUAGCCACAGGGACGGGUGCGUGUGCGUCGUCGAUACCUCUCUCCUCUGGUCCUCCCUCGUCUCUUCACUCUUCCGCCCUUCUCUCCCCGCGCUCCCCGCGCCUUCCGCCGCAACCAGCGCCGCGCUUCCCGGACCAGCGGUCUACCCCGUGCUCCUUUCCUUGCAGUCGUCCACCGCCGAAAGCUCUGGCUAUGAUCUCACAUCACCUGCUCCUCGGGUGCCAAGCACAGACGCUGCCGAGCCGCAGGAGGGUCAGUACAUUCCUCCCAAGGAAUACAAGACCAUUGCAGUCAUCAACAGUCCAAAGCUCCUCCCAAGCACCGCCCUGCACGCCCAGUUCAUCACAGCCCGCCUCCGCAACGACCCUCGCCUGCCCUUUUCCACCUCUUUCCUGCUCCUCCCAAGCACCGCCCUGCACGCGCAGUUCAUCACCGCCCGCCUCCGCAACGACCUUUACCUGCGCCGGGCCUUCCGAGCCUCCGUGCUCCGGUUCUCCCCGAGCCUCGUCGUCACGCUCGGGGACCUCUUCCAGUCCGGAGCUGAUGCCACUUACCCCCUCUUUCGAGCAGAAGCUAGUCGUUACCACCACGUGUUUCAGACACACGACCCGUUUCUCGACCCGCACACCUGGGAGAGGCGGCGACGGCAGCAGAUGGAGCGAGAGAGAGGGAGGGAGAAGGAGAGGGAGAACAGGGAGGAGAGGGAAUCAAAGAAUGGCCAAGGAGGGGCUAAUGAGGAGGACCAAAGAGCGGCUGGCGUGGGGAGGAGCGUUUGGGAGUGGUGGGGGAAGUGGCAUCCGGGGGAGGGGGGAGUGAACGUGCACAUGCGGACGGAUUUGGCUCAAGUGGCGGGAGAGAGAGACGUGGGGUUCAGCAGCACACAGAGGCAGCAGCACGAGAACAAGGACGAGGAAGUGUAUACCGCCCCCUCCUCUUCUGCCCCUCUUCUGCGCCACCUCUUCUUCCCUAUCCCACCUCUGCCUCUUCCCCUGACUCACCUCCCCUCGUUCCAUCUGCUUAUCAGUGGGCAGUUCGCUUUGAGCGUGCGCUUUGAGCGGUAUGUGGGGGCGCUGAACUUCCACAACAAGGUGGGGGCGGUGCGGGUGGUGGGGAUAGCAGAACAGCCUCCCUCUGUGUCUCACCCCCCUUUUAUUCCCCUCCUCUUCUGCCUCUUCCCUGCUUGCCCAACCUCCCGGCAUCCCAUCAGCUGGCAGUACGUUUUGAGCGUUGGAGCGCUGAACUUCCAUGACAAGGUGGGGGCAGUGAGGGUGGUGGGCGCGGUGCGGGUGGUGGGUGCGGUGCGGGUGGUGGGCGCGGUGCGGGUGGUGGGGUUGAACGAACGGCCUCCCUCAGCGUCUCACCCUCCUCUUCUUCCCCUCCUCUCAUGCCUUUUGCUGCGUGCCACCUUCCAGCUGGCAGUGCGUUUUGAGCGGUAUGUUGGGGCGCUGAACUUCCACGACAAGCUGGCAGUGCGCUUUGAGCGGUAUGUUGGAGCGCUGAACUUCCACGACAAGGUGGGAGCGGUGAGGGUGGUGGGGGUGACUGAACGGCCUCCCCUUAGAGGUUUUUCCUCCCCUUCCGCCUCUUGCCCUGCCUGUUCCAUCCAUCAGCUGGCAAUGCGCUUCGAGCGGUAUGUAGGAGCGCUGAACUUCCACGACAAGGUGGGCGCGGUGAGGGUGGUGGGGGUGAACGGGUUGGCUCUGGACGGCCACAGGCAGCGCAACAACAGCACGAAGCAGCUGGAGGAGUUCCUGCAGAGCCUGCCAGACCAUGGUGAGAUGAUGUGCAUGUACUCCCUCAAGGUGGGGGCAGUGCGAGCAGAGAGGGUGGUGGGGGUGAACGGGUUGGCUCUGGACGGCCACUGGCAGCGCAACAACAGCACGAGGCAGCUGGAGGAGUUCCUGCAGAGCCUCCCAGAGCAUGGUGCCCAGGCGUCCUCACUCCCGCUCAUCCUCUUUUCACACCUGCCGCUCCACUCCCCCACCGACCUCCCCUGUGGAGCCAACCCACAAGGCCAAGCACUGGACUGGGACAAGGACGGGGAGGUUAGGUACCAGGAUGCCAUAUCAAAGGAAGGGUCCAACCACCUGCUUCAGCUGCUGAGACCGGCUCUGGUGGUGUCAGGCCAUGCAGAGGCAACCUGCUGGCAGCAGCGGCAGGUGGGGGGGACGCCCAGAGGGAACAGCAGCUCGGGUGCUGCUGCUUGGGACGUGGUCGAGCUGUCGCUCCCAACCUUCAACUUCAUCCACAGCACACACACCAUCACCGACCCGCCUGCAUUCCUGCUCGUCACCGUUCCCCUCGACCACCACCACCCUCACAGAAGCUCCAGCCAGCAGCAGGGGCAGCAGCAGAAACCAACGUUGGGAGCAGUGUCAGUGCACGUGCAGCUGUGUGUGCUGCCCACGCAGAUCCUCUUCCCUCCCUGGUACUUCCUCCUCUCGCUCCUCUCCUGCCUUGCCUUCCUCCUGCUGCCCUCACGAGGCGUCUCCUGGGCGUCCCUGGCAGCGCUGGCAGCGCGCGUGGCAGCAGCGAGCAGAGAGGCAUGGACACUCCCCAAGCUGAAAGCAGAUGGGGAUUGGGAGGGGGAGCUGGAGCCCAUGUUUGACACGGAUGGCAACAUGGUGCUUGUAAGGAGGGCGACUCCGAGACUUCCAGACACCAUGCCCUCUUCAGUCACAUCUGAUAGGAGACCUGGCGGGGCACAGCUAAGGGCAUCCCGGCAACAGGGGUCGCAUGAUUCGUUAAUGGACGCCGGUGGCAGCUCCGGCGUUCCUCGAAUCGGAUCAUUCACAGACGUCUCAAAAGACGGUGCUACAGCAUCUGGAGGUGGUGGUGGUGGUGAAUCAGGAGGCGAUGGGUUAAUGGCGACGCUUGCCAAGGGGGCGAACCUGACGCCCAAGAUUGCUUUUCUUCGCUUGCUACGGGCGAUAGGGCCGCUUACGCUGUUGGUGGGCAGUCAGCUUGCUUUGUAUUUGGGGCUUCUCGCAAAGGACUGGAGCUAG
Messenger RNA from Closterium sp. NIES-65, 3486 nucleotides. The record is from the annotation of a GenBank genome assembly. Lineage: Eukaryota; Viridiplantae; Streptophyta; Zygnematophyceae; Desmidiales; Closteriaceae.